Messenger RNA from Gavialis gangeticus (Gharial), 12357 nucleotides. RefSeq names its product utrophin (gene UTRN). The record is from RefSeq and is a predicted model, not a curated record. Gene Ontology annotation, molecular function: protein binding; zinc ion binding. The transcript is spliced from 73 exons. Lineage: Eukaryota; Metazoa; Chordata; Crocodylia; Gavialidae. Gene Ontology annotation, biological process: synaptic signaling. Bases 87 to 10241 code for a protein of 3384 amino acids. Gene Ontology annotation, cellular component: plasma membrane.
GUACUGAUUCUGAACCAGUCCUGCAUAUGAGAACUGUUUUGGUAAAGGUUUAAGUUUUACUAGAGAGGAUUUUCAAGACUGUAAGGAUGGCCAAGGUUUCAGAUCAAGAGGAGGGUCCAGGUGAAGGACACAGUGAAUUCAGUGAUAUCAUAAAGUCCAGAUCUGAUGAACACAAUGAUGUACAGAAAAAAACUUUUACAAAAUGGAUUAAUGCUCGCUUCUUAAAGAGUGGGAAGCCUCCAAUUAAGGAUAUGUUUACAGAUCUCAAGGAUGGAAGGAGACUUUUGGAUCUCUUGGAAGGGCUCAUGGGAAAUCCAUUGCCCAAAGAACGUGGUUCCACCAGAGUACAUGCUCUAAAUAAUGUCAACAGGGUAUUGCAAGUUUUACAUCAGAACAACGUGGAGUUGGUGAAUAUAGGAGGAACUGACAUUGUGGAUGGAAAUCACAAACUAACACUUGGAUUACUCUGGAGCAUUAUCUUGCACUGGCAGGUGAAGGAUGUCAUGAAGGACAUCAUGUCAGACUUGCAGCAGACAAACAGUGAGAAAAUCCUGUUGAGCUGGGUUCGACAGUCCACAAGGCCUUACAGUCAGGUCAAUGUUCUCAACUUUACCACGAGCUGGACAGAUGGACUUGCCUUUAAUGCUGUGAUCCACAGACACAAACCUGAACUCUUCAGUUGGGAUAGAGUUACCAAGAUGUCUCCAGUUGAACGACUGGAACAUGCAUUCAGCAUAGCCAAAAAACACCUGGGAAUAGAAAAACUGUUAGAUCCUGAAGACAUUGCUGUACAGCUUCCUGAUAAAAAAUCGAUCAUCAUGUAUUUGACCUCCUUGUUUGAGGUCCUUCCUAAACAAGUCACUAUGGAAGAUAUCCGAGAGGUAGAGACUCUUCCAAGGAGAUACAAACAGGAAUGUGAAGGAGAAUUUAAUAUACAGCAGAAUGUAAUGCCAGAGGAUGAGCAUGGCGAUUCUAGAGCAGAAACCCCUAGCACUGUGACAGAGGUAGAUAUGGACUUGGAUAGCUAUCAAAUAGCUCUGGAAGAGGUCCUUACGUGGUUGCUUUCAGCUGAGGACACAUUUCAUGAGCUGGAGGAUAUAACUGAUGAUGUUGAGGAGGUCAAGGAACAGUUUGGUACUCAUGAAGCUUUUAUGAUGGAGCUGACUGCACACCAGAGCAGUGUGGGUAGUGUUCUGCAGGCUGGGAACCAAUUAAUAGCCCAGGGCAACCUAUCUGAAGAAGAGGAGAAUGAAAUCCAGGAACAGAUGGCUCUGCUUAACUCUCGGUGGGAGGCUCUCAGAGUGGAGAGCAUGGACAGGCAGUCCCGCCUGCAUGAUGUAUUGAUGGAACUGCAGAAGAAGCAAUUGCAGCAGUUGUCUGACUGGUUGACUGUCACAGAAGAACGCAUUCAAAAGAUGGAGUCUGAGCCCUCAGCUGAAGAUUUAGAGUUGCUUCAAAAGCAGAUGGAAGAACAUAAAGAGCUGCAGAAUGACCUUGAGACAGAACAAGUUAAAGUAAACUCUCUAACCCAUAUGGUGGUGAUUGUUGAUGAAAAUAGUGGUGAGAGUACCACAGCUGUCCUGGAAGAACAACUGCAGAGACUUGGUGAGCGCUGGACAGCAGUUUGCCGUUGGACUGAAGAACGUUGGAACAAGCUGCGAGAGAUUAAACUACUGUGGCAGGAACUCUUGGAAGAGCAGUGCCUGUUGAAAGUUUGGCUAACUGAAAAAGAAGCAGCUUUAAGUAAAGUCCAAACAAGCAAUUUUAGAGAUCAAACAGAGCUGAGCGCAAACGUUCGGAAACUGGCAAUUUUGAAGGAGGAUAUGGGAAUGAAGCGUCAAAUGCUAGACCAGCUAAGUGAGAUUGGUCAAGAUGUGGCACAGCUCCUUGGGAGCGAAAGGGCUUCAAAUAAAAUUGACUGUGAUCUGGAGGAACUAACUCAGAGGUGGGACAGCUUGGUUCAGAAGCUUGAGGACUUCUCUAACCAGGUGACUCAGGCUGUGGGAAGUAUAGGGUUGUCCCAAGUUUCACACAGGACUGUUAUGGAAAUGGCAUCUGUAAAGGAGCAGGUGACAGUAAAAUGGUCCAAACAAGAAUUGCCACCACCUCCCCCACCAAAGAAAAGACAAAUCCCUCUGGACAUUGAAACAAAGAAAAAGUUUGAUGCUGAAAAUGCUGAGCUGUUGAACUGGAUUUCAAAAUCAAAAGCUACCAUUCAGGCCACAAACAUCAAAGAAUACAAGAAGAUGAGAGAGACUUCAAACAUGAAAGAAAAGUUGAAGGCAAUAGAAAAAGAGAGGACUGAGAAAAACCAAAAGUUAGAUGAACUGAAACAAAGUGGACAGAAUCUUUUGGAUCAAAUGGGAAAGGAGGGACUUUCUGCUGAAGAUGUGAAAAAUUCACUGGAGAAAAUACUGGCAGAAUGGAAGGAAGUGGUUGGACACUUGGAGGAAUUGGCAAGAAAGAUUAAGUACCAAGAAGAUAUAAACACUUAUUUUAGGGAAAUGGGUGAACUUGAGAAGAGUCUAAAUGAAAAGGAGGUGUGGCUAAAAGAUGUCACUUCUUCAGCAUCCCAACAACAACCUUUAGCAGCUCUAAAGGAGUCAUGCCAGCGAGAGCUCACUCAUCUGUUAAGUCUUAGUCCUCAAAUUGAACACAUGAGGGCUACCUGCAAGGUGCUUACAUCACGCCCUGCUGCACCAAAUUUCAUUCAGGAUGACUUAAAUGAUAUUACUGAUCACUUCAAAUCUGUCCAACAGAAAUUAGAGGAUCACCGCCAACAGCUAAAAAGAGAGCUAGAAAGACAGCCUAGCCAGGAGUAUUUGGAUGCGUUGAAGAGACUGAAGGAUGUAUUGAAUGAAUCUGAAUAUAAAACACAGUCUAUCAUGAACUCAAUGAAUGACCCUAGUAAAGUGGAAAAAGCCUUACAACAGACAAAGACUCUUUGUGAAAAAGUAGAAAGCCAGAAGCCCUCAGUGGAUUACCUGGUGGCUGAAACAAAAGCUUUGGAGAAACAAGCUUCUUCUGAUGUGGCAAAGAUCUACAAGCAAGAAUUCAGGCGUAUACAGGGCCAGUGGGACAAGUUAAAGGUUAAGGUUUCCCAAGAUGUUCAUAUACUGGAGGAAAUCUUAUCCAAACUAAGACUGUUUGAGGCUGAUUCAAAAGUCAUGCAGAAAUGGAUGGAUGGUGUGAAAGACCUUCUAAUGAAAGAACAGGCCAUUCAAGGAGAUUCUGAAGGGCUUCAAAGACAGCUUGACCAAUGCACACUGUUUGUUAACGAAAUGGAAAAGACUGAGCUCUCUUUGAAAGAGAUGAAAGAAGUAGAGUCUAUUUUAAGAAAUCAGCCUAUUCCAGGAGUUCAUACUUGGGCAAAAUCUAGGUUGGUGGACUGCCAGACACAAUGGGACAAACUGAGCAAACAGAUUGUUAGUCAGAAAAAUAAGUUGUCUGAAAGUCAGGAAAAAGCUAUAAACCUGAAGAAAGACUUGGCAGAGAUGCAGGAGUGGAUGACACAGGCUGAAGAGGAGUACUUGGAGAGAGAUUUUGAGUACAAGUCCCCAGAAGAGCUAGAGAAUGCUGUUGAGGAAAUGAAGAGGGCGAAAGAGGAUGUGUUGCAGAAAGAAGUGAGGGUGAAGAUUUUGAAAGACAACAUCAAGAUGUUAGCUGCUAAAGUGCCAUCUGGUGGUCAGGACCUGACAUCUGAACUUAAUGUUGUGUUAGAGAACUACCAGCUGCUGUGUAAUAGGAUCCGAGGGAAAUGUCACACUUUAGAGGAGGUGUGGUCUUGUUGGAUUGAGCUGCUUCAGUAUCUGGACCUAGAAACAGCCUGGCUAAACACACUGGAAGAAAGAGUGCAAAGUACAGAAAACCUGCCUGACAAAUUUAAUGCUGUCAAUGAAGCCCUUGAGUCCCUGGAAUCUGUCCUGCGCCAUCCAGCUGAUAAUCGAACCCAGAUUCGUGAACUGGGUCAGACUUUGAUUGAUGGAGGGAUUCUUGAUGACAUCAUCAGUGAAAAAGUGGAGGCCUUCAAUGCCCGCUAUGAAGAAUUAAGUCACUUGGCAGUGAGCAGGCAGAUUGCUUUGGAACAGCAGCUUCAGACUAUGCGGGAAACUGAUCACAUGCUCCAAGUGUUGCAAGAAAACUUAGCAGAGCUGGAUAGACAAUUGACUUCUUACUUGACAGAUAGAGUAGAUGCCUCCCAGAUGCCACAGGAAGCCCAGAAAAUUCAAGCAGAGAUUGCAGCUCAUGAAUCCACUUUGGAGGAGCUGAAGAGAAAUGCACGUUUCCUGCCUCCAGCAUCUCCAGAAUGCAGAUCCCCUCGUGGGGGAACUCAGCUGGAUGUCUUGCAGAGAAAACUCCGGGAGGUGUCUACAAAGUAUCAGCUUUUCCAGAAACCAGCCAAUUUUGAGCAGCGCAUGUUAGAUUGUAAGCGUGUCUUGGAUGGCGUAAAGGCAGAACUCUAUGUCCUGGAUGUGAAGGAUAUUGAUCCAGAUGUAAUCCAAGCUCACUUGGACAAGUGUAUGAAGCUCUAUAAAACACUAAGUGAGGUAAAGUUGGAGGUGGAGACUGUAAUCAAAACAGGACGGCAGAUUGUACAGAAACAGCAGACAGAUAAUCCCAAAGGGAUGGAUGAACAAUUGACAGCACUGAAACUUCUUUAUAAUGAUCUGGGUGCACAGGUGACAGAAGGAAAGCAAGACCUAGAAAGAGCAUCACAACUGGCACGAAAAAUGAUAAAAGAUAUUGCCUCCUUGUCAGAAUGGCUAACCACCACUGAGGCUGAGUUGGUGCAGAAGUCUACUUCUGAGAGUUUGCUUGCUGACCUGGAUAUAGAAAUUGCUUGGGCUAAAAAUGUGCUGAGGGAGCUGGAAAGGAGGAAAGCUGAUCUAAAUAGCAUCACAGAGAGCAGUACAGUGCUCCAGACUUUGGUGGAAGGCAGUGAAACUUCCCUGGAGGAGAAGCUUUGUGUCCUGAAUGCUGGCUGGAGUCGGGUUCGGACUUGGACUGAUGACUGGUGCAAUACUCUGUUGAAUCAUCAGAGCCAGCUGGAGAUCUUUGAUGAGAAUGUUGCCCACAUAAGUACUUGGCUCUAUCAAGCUGAAGCCUUGUUGGAUGAAAUUCAGAAAAAGCCAGCAAGCAAAAAGGAAGAAACAGUGAAGCGUUUAAUGGCAGAAUUAGAUGAUGUUAGUCUCCGAGUGGAUAACGUGCGUGAUCAAGCUAUUAUCCUAAUGAACGGUCGUGGGGUGUCAUGCCAGGAACUUGUAGAACCCAAGCUGGCUGAACUGAACCGAAAUUUUGAGAAAGUGUCACAGCACAUCAAAAGUGCAAAGAUGCUUGUUGGUCAGGAGCGAGUUCCUGUUAUGUCAGAACUCCACAAGCCUGGAGAGGCUUCUGCAGAUCUGGAUGAAUUUGAGAGUGAUUUACGGAACAUGUUAAAGGUUGUAGAGAAACAUAUGGAAUCAAGUGAUGAAGAGGAAAAGGUGAUCCCUGUCCAACAGAGGUUAACAGACUACUUCCCUUCAGGAAUUAGGGCCUCACCCUUCCUUACUGAUUAUUUGAUUGACAUUAACAAAGUUUUGUUAGCCAUGGCUGACAUAGAGCUAUUGCUGAAUGCACCAGAGCUCAAUACUGGUGUGUACGAGGACUUCUCGACUCAGGAAGACUCACUGAAGAAUAUAAAAGAUAUUUUGGACAAACUUGGGGAUCAGAUUGCAGUCAUUCAUGAAAAACAGCCUGAUGUUAUGUUAGAAGCAUCUGGACCUGAAGCUAUACAAAUAGGUGAUGCACUAACCCAACUGAAUGCUGAAUGGGACAGAAUUAAUAGGAUGUACAAUGAUCAUAAGUGCUGUUUUGAUAGGGCAGUUGAAGAAUGGAGACAGUUUCAUUGUGAACUAAAUGACCUCACACAGUGGAUAACAGAAGCUGAAGUGUUGUUGGCUGAUGCCCAUACACCAGAUGGUAGCCUGGAUUUGGAAACAGCUGGGAUGCAUCAGCAGGAACUUGAAGAGGGAAUUAGCAGCCAUCAGACUAGCAUUUCAGCACUGAACAGAACUGGGGAAGAAAUUAUACAGAAACUGUCUACUACUGAUGGCAGCUUCCUGCAAGAGAAACUGUCAGGGUUAAAUAAACGGUGGAAAGUAAUCACUACUGAGGUCAUGGAUAGACAGUUCAGGCUGAAAGGAGAGAAUCAGCAGCUAGCCAAUUACAGAAGGAAACUCGAUGAGCUUAGCUGCUGGUUGGAAAAUGUAGAAAAUUCCCUGGAAACCAGACUUACAUUCAAUCAUGAGGAAAACCUGCGAGAAUUAAAGAGUGUAAGUGAAGAGAUGGAAGUACAGGGGGAGAAACUGAAAUUGUUGAACAUAACUGAACCUGAACUGCUUUCUGAUAAAAACAUUGCUCCUCAGGAAAAGGACAGAAUUUCUGACUGUUUGAGGACUCUCAAUGUCAAGUGGAACAAGGUGUUCAAAGAGGUACCCGACAGAGUAAGAGAACUAGAGGUAUAUGUUGAGCAGCCUUGUUUUGUAACACAAACAAAGCCUUCUGAUGUCCAAAAGGUGGUGCUAGUAUCAUCUAGCUCAGAAAUCCGUGUUCAAACUCAGCAGGCUUUGGAACUUUCUACCCCUGCUGACCUGGAUAAAACUACAACCGAACUGGCUGACUGGUUGGUAUUGAUUGACCAGAUGCUCAAGUCAAACAUAGUCACCGUGGGAAAUGCUGAAGAGAUCAGUCGGACUGUUGCUCGUAUGAAAAUAACAAAGGAGGACUUAGACCAGCGCCACCCACAGCUUGAUUCUGUUUUUACUUUGGCUCAGAAUUUGAAAAAUAAGACUUCUAGUUCAGAUGUCAGGACAGCAAUCACAGAAAAAUUGGAGAAAGUCAAGAACCAGUGGGACAAUACUCAGCAUGGUGUGGAGGUACGGCAGCAGCAGCUAAAACACAUGCUCUCUGACAGCUUGCAGUGGGAUGUGCAGAGGCAGGAAAUGGAGCAUCUCAUGGGACAAUCUGAGAUUCGUCUGCACAUGCUUCUACAGGCCCCUAAAGAGCCACUCAUCAAACAGAUUUCUGAAAACAAACUCUUAAUUCAAGAUUUGCAUAAAGGGGACAUCACGGUGGCUGCAUUCAAUGAUCUGUCCAAUAAACUUCUCCGGGAGUACCGUGACGAUGACACAAGGAAAGUAAAGGAAAUAACUGACCAUCUGAAUACCUCUUGGAUAAACCUGAAUCAAAGAGCUGUUGAUAGGCAGAGUGUCUUGGAGACUGAACUGAAGAUAGUGCAGGCCUCCCUCAAAGAUCUAGAGGGUUUCCUCAAGUGGCUUCAAGAGGCAGAAACUACAGUUAACGUCCUUGCUGAUGCAUCCCAGCGGGAGAGUGCUCUUCAGGACAGCGUUUGCGUUAGGGAACUCAAGAAACAGAUGCAGGACAUUCAGGCUGAGAUUGAUGCCCACAAUGAUAUUUUUAAGAGCAUUGAUGGAAACAGACAGAAGAUGGUAAAAGCCCUGGGAAACUCUGAAGAAGCUGCCCUGCUCCAGCACCGUCUUGAUGACAUGAACCAGCGCUGGAAUGACCUGAAGGCAAAGUCAGCCAGCAUCAGGGCUCACUUGGAGGCAAGUGCAGAGAAGUGGAACAGAUUGCUGACAUCACUAGAAGAGCUAAUCAAAUGGCUGAAUACAAAAGACGAGGAGCUGAAAAAGCAGAUGCCCAUUGGAGGAGAUGUUCCUACUUUACAGCAACAGUAUGACCACUGCAAAGCACUUAGGCGUGAAUUGAAGGAUAAAGAGCAAACCAUUCUGAAUGCUGUAGACCAGGCACGAGUUUUCCUUGCUGAUCAACCAAUUGAAGGCCCUGAGGAACCAAGAAGAAACCUGCAAUCGAAAACAGAGUUGACCCCUGAAGAGAAAGCAUUGAGGAUUGCUAAAGCUAUGCGUAAGCAGUCCUCAGAAGUAAAAGAGAAAUGGGAAAGCCUGAAUGCCAGUGCCAACAUCUGGCAGAAGCAAGUAGAUAAAGCCUUGGAGAAACUGAAGGACUUGCAGUGUGCCAUGGAUGACCUUGAUGCUGACUUGAAAGAGGCUGAGAAUGUGAGGAAUGGCUGGAAACCAGUAGGAGAUUUAGUGAUUGACUCAUUGCAGGAUCACAUUGAGAAAACUACAGCUUUUAGAGAAGAAAUUGCACCCAUCAACUUAAAAGUUAAAACAGUGAAUGAUUUAUCCAAUCAGCUCUCUCCACUUGACCUUCAUCCAUCAUUAAAGAUGUCUCGCCAACUGGAUGAUCUUAAUAUGCGCUGGAAACUUUUGCAGGUAUCAGUAGAGGAUCGCCUUAAACAACUACAGGAAGCACAUCAGGAUUUUGGGCCUGGAUCUCAACAUUUUCUCUCCACUUCAGUUCAGCUUCCAUGGCAGAGAUCUGUUUCACAUAACAAAGUGCCCUACUACAUCAAUCACCAGACACAGACGACUUGUUGGGAUCAUCCUAAAAUGACUGAACUGUUCCAGUCCCUAGCUGACUUGAACAAUGUACGCUUUUCUGCAUACCGUACAGCUAUCAAAAUCCGAAGACUGCAAAAGGCAUUAUGCUUGGACCUGUUGGAAUUGAACACAACAAAUGAAGUUUUCAAAGAGCACAAGCUGAACCAAAACGACCAGCUCGUUGGUGUCCAGGAUGUGAUCAGUUGCCUCACUACAGUUUACAGUGGACUUGAAGAGAAGCACAAGGACCUGGUGAAUGUUCCCCUCUGUGUAGAUAUGUCUCUCAACUGGCUGCUUAAUGUAUAUGACAGUGGUCGGACAGGAAAAAUAAGAGUGCAGUCCCUGAAGAUUGGGUUGAUGUCUCUUUCGAAGGGCCUUCUGGAAGAGAAGUACAGAUAUCUUUUUAAGGAAGUGGCAGGGCCUUCAGAAAUGUGUGACCAGAGGCAGCUUGGCCUCCUCCUUCAUGAUGCCAUCCAGAUCCCCCGGCAACUUGGAGAAGUAGCAGCUUUUGGUGGCAGUAAUAUUGAGCCCAGUGUUCGUAGCUGCUUUCAACAGAAUCACAAUAAGCCGGAAAUUGGCGUCAAGCAGUUUAUAGAUUGGAUGCAUUUGGAACCACAGUCUAUGGUAUGGCUACCAGUUCUACACCGCGUGGCAGCUGCAGAAACAGCAAAACACCAGGCCAAAUGUAACAUCUGUAAAGAAUGCCCAAUUGUUGGCUUUAGGUAUCGGAGCCUGAAACAUUUCAACUAUGAUGUCUGCCAAAGCUGUUUCUUUUCUGGCCGGACAGCUAAAGGGCAUAAAUUACAUUACCCAAUGGUGGAAUAUUGUAUACCUACAACAUCUGGAGAAGAUGUGCGGGACUUCACUAAGGUGCUAAAGAACAAGUUCCGAUCAAAAAAGUAUUUUGCUAAACACCCCCGACUUGGCUACCUACCAGUGCAAACAGUUCUUGAAGGCGAUAAUUUGGAAACUCCUAUCACACUCAUCAGUAUGUGGCCAGAACAGUAUGACCCUUCCCAGUCUCCACAGCUAUUUCAUGAUGACACACACUCCAGGAUAGAGCAGUAUGCCACCAGGCUGGCCCAAAUGGAAAGGACAAAUGGCUCUUUGGUCACAGAUAGCAGCUCCACCACAGGAAGUGUGGAAGAUGAGCAUGCCCUUAUCCAGCAGUACUGUCAAACUCUGGGAGGAGAAUCACCAGUGAGCCAACCUCAGAGUCCUGCUCAGAUCCUGAAGUCAGUGGAAAAGGAGGAACGGGGAGAGCUGGAGCGCAUCAUUGCUGACCUUGAGGAAGAGCAAAGGAACCUGCAGGUGGAAUAUGAACAGCUAAAGGAACAGCAUCUUCGGAAAAGCAUAAACCCUCUCGGGUCACCCCCGGACUCUGCUGUAGCUCCCCUGCACACUUCUGAAGAUGCUGAGCUCAUUGCUGAGGCCAAACUCCUAAGGCAACAUAAAGGUCGCCUGGAGGCCAGAAUGCAGAUAUUGGAAGAUCACAAUAAGCAACUGGAGUCUCAGCUUCACCGGUUACGGCAGCUACUUGAGCAGCCUGAGUCAGAUUCCAGAGUAAAUGGAGGCUCUCCCUAUACAUCACCGCAGCAUUCUGCUCUCAGUUUUCCACUUGAUCAGGAUCUGAGCUCGCAGUUUCAUCAGUCAGGUGCAGAUGAUUUGUUAGUCCCACCUCACGAUACCAGCACAGAUUUAACAGAUGUCAUGGAACAAAUCAACAGCACAUUUCCAGCUUGCUGCUCAAGUUUCUCUGGCAGACAACAGGCAAUGUGAAGUAUUCAUUUGGAAGCCAACCAGUGUUUCCUGACAUGCAGUGCGGCCCUAUUCUACAGUGCAAAUCACAAGUUCUGCUUCAUCAGAAGACUGCCUGGGACGUGGGAACAUGCUGUUCAGCACUGACUGCGUGUUCUACUUGAAAUAGUAAAACACUGAAUACCCAAAGAUGAGGAUUUUGUGUUUUUAUAUUAAUAUGCUUUCUGUUUCUUUCUUUCCUUCCUUCCUUCUUUUUCCCUUCCUUUCCUUCUUUCUUUCUUUGUUCUUCUCCCUUUCUAUGCAACUGUAAAUUAAUGAACAGCAGAGUAUUUGGAAAUGGUUAUACAUUUGUCAUUGAUUUGUAUAAAUAUACAGCAUUGGGAAAAGGGGCAGGGGCUUUAUAUACAUUCUUUUUGAUAAUAGUAAAGAGAACUACAUAAAAGAGUUUGGAGCAAAAUGUUACAUUUAUACAUUCCUUUUGGCUCUUUGCAUUUACAUUGUAAAAUACCUUCAUUUAUCUUCUGACACGCUUAUGGUUCUGUACAGGUUAUUUAUAUUUGUGUCAAUCAUCUGACCAAAUAGAUUUCCGAAGACCCUUGAAUUGUUUUCGGGAUUGGUAAAAUAACAAGUUCGCCUAACUUGCACUAUAUCAUUAUUAUCUAACAAAAAUUGCCAGUGUGUGCAAACUACAGUAUUUAGCACUAACAUGAUAGACCCUCUUUUUAGUUACAGUAAUAGAAAUGCCAUGCACCAAAAUGGUAUGUCUAAUCGUUGUUUUUUCCCCCUAGUUACUUCCAUGCCACACCCCACAUAGAGGGAUUAUUUGUUUUAGAUUUAUUUAAACUCAGAAAUUAGGAGAUAGCUAAAUGAGGACUUCAACAAUUUUUAAGGCUUCAUUUAUCCCCAACUAAGGUCUGUCAAAUAUAUUUUUACCCAGAGACAAAGCUUUGUUGUUUCUAGCUGUGCCAAACUUUUUUUUUCAAGUCUUUGACUCUCCAAUCUGCAAAAUGAAGGCUAGUCACAUAUGAUCUGAACACACGCACAUUUUUUUAUAACUCUUAUGAAAAUGCCUGAACAAUUAAGCCCUUUCCAAUACUAUUAACACCAGAACAUUUUCUUUAAAAUAGUGCACCAUGUUUAGCUAUUUUCAUUUGGCCUUGUUUUUGAGUCAUUUUUCCUUCUGAAGAAUUCAUUUACUGUUCUUUUAUUUACAUGCUUAAAGUACAUAUAAGCAUGGGUUCUGUCAUUUAUUAUGGUAAACGAGUUGUAAUAUUGGCAAUUAAAUGAUGGGUUUUGCUGCCUUCACUCACUGAUGAGUUUACAGCAUUGCAUGGAUACUUACUUUAAUUUCAGAAAAUACCUUUGAUAAAUUGCAUGCAAUAAUUUCCCAGGUGUUGUAGAGAAACAAAACUGCACCCUUAAAUUACUGUUGUUAUUGAAGAAAAUUCUCUGAAUGCCAUUGGAGAUCCUGCAAAUUCCAUACUUCCAGGAGUAAAGAUUUAGAGGGUGUGCAGGAAAAACACCACUAUUUGUUAAUAUUUGGUUAUCUGCAGCAACAUAAUGCUGACCAUGUUCCUAAUUCUUGCUCACAAGUGACUGUGCAAAGCCUGGUAUGAACACAGGAUUGCCUGAGCUCUAGUGCUGGUUCUCAUGGUGAUUCUUUCUAAAGCUUUGAGCAAGUCAUCUAACCACUCUGCCUCAGUUUCCCCAUCUGUAAAAUGGGGAUGAUAAUACUUACCUACCUCCCAGAGGUGUUGUGAGGCUUCAUUCAUUUAAUGUCUUUGAAAUGUGCUUUGAAAAUGAAAAGUGCUAUAUAAAUGCUAAUUAUUAUUAUUUUUGGAUGGGUGGGAGGGGGGAAUUGUCCAGGUGAGCAGGGGAGAAGCUGGUGAUUAUGUGAAUUCUUCAUCUAUUAAAAGAAUAUUUGUAGCAUAGUUAUUUUGAGAAGGAAGAAAGUUUUACAGAAGAGGAAAGCCAUGACCACCUUUCUACCUCAGACCCAUCUUCAUGAAUAGUAUUGGAAAUAGCUUUAUGCUCUGUUCCCUGCAAGAUAUUUUGCUUUUACCAGGCCAGGUUGACAUCAAAGCAAAUAAAUCCUUUAUAAAGAAAUUCCCUGAAUUAAAAAGGUUUCAGUAAUCAA